Molecule: messenger RNA, 1836 nt
Organism: Venturia canescens
Lineage: Eukaryota; Metazoa; Arthropoda; Insecta; Hymenoptera; Ichneumonidae
Exons: 4
Coding region: 78-845 (255 amino acids)
Source: RefSeq, a predicted model, not a curated record
CGUACAGUCGCGUGUGUCAGUAGUGAAGUGAGUGUUUCAUCCAAUUCGCUGAGCAGCCAUCAGAGGGGACAAAAAAUAUGAUUUUUCUGUUCAUUGGAUCGAUGUUCCUGGUGUCGAGCAGCCACAGCAGUGUUUGGCCGCAUCAUGCACCGGUGGGUCUGGUACCGCCAGCAACAGGUGCUCUUCUGGCUACUGGUCCUUUGGGCGUCACAAUUGCAGAGCCGUUAGCAAUCAAUUCAGACCCUGUGGAGGCCACUGUCGUUGCAGGUCCGAAUUCCGGUGCCACUGUCGUCAAAGGAUCUGUUGCUGGCCCCGUCACAAUUAAAGCUGGAUCAAGUGCUGCAGUGCCGUUAGUGGCCGCUGAGGAAGUUGUAGGCUUGUCUCAAGGAUCAGUAACAGUACUUGGUCCAUCCGACGGAUCAAUCACCGUCACCGGGGGAUCGGGUGGCCCGCCAACGACAGCUGUAGUUGGUCCUUCAACUGGACCAGUUGUCAUUGCCGGACCAGACGCUGUCCAGGUACCAGCAAGCCCUGUGGUUGUUCCUGGGCCAAUAGUUGCUGAAGCUCCUAGCGUCGGAGUAGUUGGCGCCACGGGGGGUCCGGUUCUCGUCAAAGGAUCCACAUCGAGUCCCACAAUCAUCCAAGGUUCAUCGGAUGGACCAGUCGUUUCCCAAGAAAUUUUUGACAAUGCGAUACUCGUGAACGAACCAGCAGUGAAGUUGCUUACCCCGACAAUACCAGUUGUGGCCCUUGGCUCAGGAUCAACUGGUAACGUCGCAAUCGCUGGACCACGGCCUGUGACUACUGUUUUAUCCGGACCGUCAGGAACCAUAUCAACCUCAUGAAUAAAUUGAACAUUCGUUAUGCAGUUUGUGAAAAAGAAGCAUGGAUAAAUUCUAAUUAACAUUGAUGAGUUCACGACGAAUAAAUAUUUUGGUAGCUUCGUAAUAAUACAUAGGACCAUUAUCUAGCAUACGUGAAAUGACAUCGAAACUUAUGCCAUGCGUCUUAAACAGUCUCCGUAAGUCCACACGGUAAUAUUGCACAUUAAUAUCAGGGAGCUUAAUGAGCAUCGCUCUAUGAACCACUUGACACUCGUGCGCUCUGGAAUGCUGUUACGCGACAUGAUAUGACAUUGCACCAGUUCUCCAGUUAUCCGUGUAUAAAUGAGCGUGUUUCAGCGCGUACACAGGAGGCUUUUCACAACAGUUUUACAUUGAACCCUGACCUACUUAGAUUCCUGUGGAUUUUUUAGGCUGGAAAACAGUUAGAAAGAGCUUGAAUUUUUUCCAAAUAAACUUUGGUGUAAACGGAUAAAAAUAAUUGAAAUGGAAUGUUCAGAAUAUAUUUUUGAAGAACCAAAGGAAAAUAUUCCGGAAAUUACUGAAUCUGGAUUAUAAAAUUUUACUGGCUGUGAGCAAACAUAAAAUGGCAAAAGUCACAAUAAUUCGAAGCUCUGGUGUACCCGAUAUAAGAAUAGUAAAUUUAACGAGCAAGGAUGUCUCGUUAUAUUACAGUAUGUCCGAAAUAGUCAUUCCAAUUACUUCGAUUUCGCUGUUCACAUGGUUUUGAUGAAUUAGCAGUAUCUAUUUACUGAGACCAGAAAAGCCCACCCAGUUAAUCAAUCAUCGAAUGUAUCACAACAUGUAGUUCUGAAAAUUGAGUGGAAAAUUAGAACGUGACGCAGUUAAAUUACAAGCCUCAUCGAAAAUUGUUCAAUAAUGCAAACGAACCAGAAUUCGCUAUCACAUCACCUCAGUCUACGUAUAGGAUAAUAUCUCCACUAACGAUUCGUACGUCAGCAGGCUAUUUCUGUGGGAUGAUUCCAUUGGAAUA